AUGUCGAACUUGCUGGGAAAGUUCGGCAAGGCGAGGGAGGAUGGCUUCUUCAAAGCCGAGCAGGAAGCCGCGAUUUCGGUGAUCCGCCGCCGCAAGAUGGUCGACGGCAAGAUGCAGCUCGUCGAAGAGUCCCCGAAGAAGCCCAGCGUCGCGCGCACGCACGCCCACCCCAUGCCCAACGGCCUCCCUGACCCGCCAGCGGAGCGCGACAUUUCAGGCGUCCUCGCCGAGGUCCACGCCGCGGAGGCGCGGAUGGGCACCGGCUCGGCGCGCAGCCGCGCGGAGGCUGUCCCGCGGCCCGUCGCGCGGCUCCCGGAACCGGACCGCGAGGCCGUUGCCGCGGCUGCAAGCGCCAUGGUGCGCAGGAAGUACGAGCCGCUGGGCGGGUUCGCGCUAGGAACGCUGCCGGCUCGGGGCGGCGGCGGCGGCGCGUCGGCGUGGGCCUCCCUCCCGGACGCCGAUCACCGCCGACAGCUGCUGCGCGGCGAGGGCUGGGACACCGGCAAGCCAAGGGGCCCGCCGGUGUCGAAGGAGGCGAUCGAGGGCGCCCGGCGCGCGCAGGCGGUUGCGGUGCGCGCCCUGGCCUACGGCGCCGCUGGCGCUGUCACGCUCGUGUCCCUCGCUGCGGUGUUCGUCACACAGGGUCUCGGGGUACGCAGCGCGGAGGAGCUGCGCGCGAUGGCGCGCCGGGGCGCCGGCGCGGACGCAAAGGGUGCUUCGGGGGUGUCCUGGGGGGGGGCGGAGGAGUGGCGGGGGCGCCUGCGCGGGUUCUUCCGCGGCCUGCUGCCGGCGGAGAUCGUUCCGAACGACUCGGCGCCGAAGCCCGACGGGCGGGCCUGA
This is a messenger RNA of Pedinophyceae sp. YPF-701, 840 nucleotides long. Lineage: Eukaryota; Viridiplantae; Chlorophyta; Pedinophyceae. The record is from the annotation of a GenBank genome assembly.